Messenger RNA from Prinia subflava (tawny-flanked prinia), 3928 nucleotides. It is a transcript of the gene PLK4, whose product is annotated as polo like kinase 4. Gene Ontology annotation, cellular component: spindle pole; nucleus; cytoplasm. Gene Ontology annotation, molecular function: protein serine/threonine kinase activity; ATP binding; protein binding. Bases 167 to 3115 code for a protein of 982 amino acids. The transcript is spliced from 16 exons. NCBI's taxonomy places the organism in Eukaryota, Metazoa, Chordata, Aves, Passeriformes, Cisticolidae. Gene Ontology annotation, biological process: mitotic spindle organization; protein phosphorylation. The record is from RefSeq and is a predicted model, not a curated record.
UUCCUCCCGCGCCUUCGCCCCGUCCCCACGUGUUGGCGGCCGCUGCCAUGGCAGCUGCGGCGGCUGCAUCCCGCGCCCCGGGAGCCGCGGCGGGAGAGGCGGCGGGAAGGCGGCCCUGCCGCGCCGCCCCGGGCAGUGCCAGCGCCAGCGCGGUGCCGGCAGGAGGAUGCGGCGGGGGUGGCUGUGCGGCCCUGCCGGGCCCCGCCGCCGUGCCCCGGAGAGCUCCCCCCAGGAUUUCAAGGUGGGGAACCUCCUGGGGAAGGGCUCCUUCGCUGGGGUCUACAGAGCAGUAUCCCUGAAAACUGGCCUGGAAGUGGCCAUCAAAAUGAUAGACAAAAAAGCCAUGCACAAAGUUGGAAUGGUACAGAGGGUUCAGAACGAGGUGAAAAUACAUUGUCAGCUAAAGCAUCCAUCUAUACUCGAGCUUUAUAACUAUUUUGAAGACAGCAACUACGUAUACCUGAUUCUUGAGAUAUGUCACAACGGUGAAAUGAGCAGAUACAUAAAGAACAGAAAGAAACCUUUUUCAGAAGAUGAAGCGCGACACUUCCUGCACCAGAUCAUCACGGGGAUGCUGUACCUCCAUUCCCAUGGAAUCCUGCACCGGGACCUCACCCUCUCCAAUAUCCUACUCACCAGUAACAUGAACGUCAAGAUUGCUGAUUUUGGGCUGGCCACGCAGCUGAAGAUGCCUCACGAGAAGCAUUACACCAUGUGUGGAACUCCCAAUUACAUCUCUCCGGAGAUCGCCACGCGCAGCCCGCACGGGCUGGAGUCCGAUGUGUGGUCCCUGGGCUGCAUGUUCUACACCCUGCUCAUUGGAAAGCCGCCCUUUGACACGGACACGGUCAGGAACACGCUGAAUAAAGUGGUGCUGGCAGAUUAUGAAAUGCCAGCCUUCUUGUCGAGAGAGGCGCAGGACCUCAUUCACAGGCUGCUGCGCAAAAACCCCGCUGACCGCCUGAGUCUUUCCUCGGUGCUGGAUCACCCUUUUAUGUCCAGGGGUAGCUCUGCACGCAGCAGAGAUUUGGGAACCUCAGAAGAUUCCAUGGACAGUGGAAAUGCCACCAUCUCUACAACCUUCACGGGCUCUUCCAGCAUCAGUACCAGCAGUUGCUUGAAGGAAAAGAAGAAGCUGUUAGUUGGGCAGCCACUCCCAAAUAAAAUUACUUUUUUUCCUAUAAACAAGAAUUCCAGUAGUAAUUCAUCGGCAGACGGAAGUGGUUCUUUCCCACAGUGGGGAAUUCAGGGAAAGGAAAUUGGCCGAAGUGGCAGGGGAAGAAGCCCCCAGCCUGGUGAGGAGAGGCCACAUUCGCGCUACCUCCGGAGAGCCCACUCCUCAGACAGGUCUGGCACAUCCCCCAGCCAGGCUCAGGGCAUAGCCAGCAUCGGGGAGCGAUGUCACUCCAUGGAAGUGCUUUCCAAGCCUAAAAUAGGAACAAGGGAAAACACAGAAUACUUCUCACCUGCCAACAGCUACGCUGAUAUAGGAGAAAUAUUUAAGGAGAAGACUUCUAGUACUUCUGGUUCUUUUGAAGAGCAGAUAUCUCCACCUGUAAAAGAUCAACCACACUCAAAUUAUGUGUGCCCAGUGAAGCCUCAGGUUGGUUUGUUAGAGCAGAAGUCCCAGGCUGAGACGAUGCAGCAGUGGCUUGGAAGCAUGCAGACAAAUGUUCCUCUGAGACCAGCUGCAGACCUGACUGGCAAGAGUAAUGCAUGUGGAGGUUUUCGGUACCACCUGGAUGUGCAGCAGGACGCACCAAGAAAUGCAUGGAACACCUUAAAAGACAUAAGGAAUCACCAUGGAUCUGGUGACUGUCCACAUUCUUUAAACCAGAGAAACCCAAAGAAAUGCAUCCCUGGAGUUCUCUGCAAAAACGAGAAAAUUCAGCCAUCUCCUACCUGUGGCCUUUGGUCAGCUCCAGAACAAAACCAAACUUGGGGCCAAGAGCCACCAGCACACCAGAAACCCACUCUGCGAAGUGUUGUGUCACCUCUCACUGCUCUCAGGCUCAAACCCAUCAGGCAAAAAACCAAAAAUGCAGUGGUGAGCAUUCUGGAUACUGGGGAAGUGUGUAUGGAGUUUCUGAAAGAACACCGCUCACAGGAACUUGUGAAAGAAGUUCUCAGAAUAUCUUGUGAUGGAAAUGUGAUUGCAGUUUACCAUCCAAAUGAAGGAAGAGGUUUCCUUCUUGAUGACAGACCUCCUGCUCCUCCUGAAGGCAUCUGCACAUAUAAUUUUGACAACUUACCAGAAAAGUACUGGAAAAAAUACCAGUAUGCAGCUAAGUUUGUGCAGUUGGUGAGAACAAAAACCCCCAAAGUGACGUUUUAUACAAGAUAUGCCAAGUGCAUGUUGAUGGAAAAUUCACCCCCUGCAGAUGUUGAAAUUUGUUUUUAUGAUGGAGCAAAGAUCCAUAAGACAGCUGGUAUAACUCGUGUGAUUGAGAAGUCAGGGAAAUCCUUCACUUUGAAAGGAGAAAGCGAAGCAGGGUUGAAGAAGGAAAUCCAGGUUUAUAUGGAUCAUGCAAAUGAGGGACAUCGUAUAUGCCUUGCACUGGAAUGUGCUGUUUUGGAAGAAGAGAAAAGGAGUGGAAGUGCUCCAUUUUUUCCAAUAAUUGUUGGAAGAAAACCUGGUAAUACUGAAUCACCGCAGGCUGUAGCACCUCCACUGUUGGACAAGACAAACUAUUCAAAUGAAAUUGUGGCAUUGGAUAGAAAUAAAGCUGCCAGUUUUACUCCAGUUCAGACUCCAGACUGCGCUCCUGUGGUGCCCUAUGAAAAGCCUACGUUUCUGACUAACACUGUUGAACAGACGUGCUCCCCUGUUCAUCAAACUGAAUGCAGUCCAAAUUCAGCCCAGCUUGUCAAAUCUGUUUUUGUGAAAAAUGUUGGUUGGGCUUCUCAGCUGACCAGUGGAGCAGUAUGGGUUCAGUUCAAUGAUGGAUCCCAGCUGGUAGCCCAAGCAGGUGUCUCUUCCAUCACUUACACUUCUCCAGAGGGCCAGACAACCAGGUAUGGAGAAGAUGAUAAGUUGCCAGAAUACAUCAAAGAGAAGCUGCACUGUCUGUCUUCUAUUCUUGUAAUGUUUACCAAUCCAGCUGGCCCUCACUGAUGAGAGGAAACUGGCUGUCACGGCACAAGAGCUUAAUAAAAUCUCACUCACUGACUUCCCAGCAGAGUGACUGAUCUUACUCAGCUUAUGCAGAGAUUCUUCCAAAAUCUGGUAAAAAAGUUAGGAAGGGGGAAGGUUACUCUCUUUAUGUGUAGCAAAUUGUGUAUGAAGUAUCAUACAAAACAUACUUUUCAUUAAAGUGAUGGAUAAACUCGCUCAAGCAAAACUUUGAGGAACUUACUUCUUGACUGUGUUAAGUCUUUGGAGAUAAUCUGAAUCUGCUGUAUUUUUUUUUUCUUAGUCCACUGCUUACUCAGUGCCAACAAUCAAGGAAAAUGCAUCUGUGCUGUUCAAGUAUUUGUAAAUAACUUAUAUUUUUAUGUCUUACAAGUAAUAUAUGUAAAUAUGUAUAUGUUUUAUAACUGUUUUUAUUUUUUGUAGCAGCAGCUUAAAAUUUCCCUGCACAAGCAUGUUAUACAAAAAAAAAAUAAAUGCAGUGGUAAUUGUCUGGAUCUAUUUAUUUGUUUCACGCUGAAGUAAUGGCUAAAGGAGAAAAGUUAAUAACUUUGGGUGGUUUUACCUUGUUUUACACAUUGAGUAAUACUGAAGUAGCAUUAACAGUAGCUUUUCUCCUAAGCAUUUCAAGUGUGCUAACACUCCUGACUGUGCUUGUAUCUGUACUUAAACACUCUAUGACUUCCUUAUCAGGCAGGAAAAGAUCUUAGAUGGAGUGGGAUCCAAAGCAGUGCUGGAGGGGGGAGGAUGAAGAGUUCCAGAGGAGCUGGUGCUGGCUGUGUGCAAGCACAGCUCAGC